GGUUGGGUAGAGGAUCGUGCUCUGUUUGCGUUAGGUUUGACAGAAGUCCACUCGCUACACGACGAAGACUAUACUGGUCUGUUUUCUCACAUUGUGGUUUCACGGGUGUUUAGCUGAUCUGUGUAUCUUUAAUUCAACUGACGAUAUCUUAUCCGGAGUUUACGCACUUGCGAGAUUCAUUUACGGAACCUACAUUGUUUGUGAUGAUGUUCGAGUAAUAACACUGGAAUCAAGCGUUAGUCAGACCGUACAAGAGGCAUGAUAGUUGGCUAAUAUCCCGCGUGACGUAAUCAUGAUGUACCUUCCAACGUCAUUGAGUGACGAAGAUUCUCAGACAAACAGUUCACGUGACAGCAUCAGUGGUGACUGGCCACGUCCUUCAUCCAUCGAUUCAUCCAUCCAUUCGUCAAUUCCUUUCGACGACUCCAAGUCUUCAGCUGUCAAAAGUGCCCACCUCAGCAACGAGUAUCAAAGACUGCAUGAGUUUGUCCUCGAGACAGAUGGGGAGGUCUUAAAGGAUAUUAUUCUCGGCAAGCUGUCCAGGAAAAGUUCCAAACACAUUAUAGCUUUGGGGAUUUUGUUCCCGAGAAUCAGUUGUCCACCUGCCACGCGGUCGCAUUGUGUCCGGUGUCACAAGGAAUACAGACCGGAAGACAAUACCCCGUGCUGCAUUCGUCACCCUAAUGCGCAUGUGCAAAAACUAAGACAAGAUGGCAAAGGGGCUAAUUUCGUGUGUAAAAUCUGCAUGUUAGAAUUCAGGCUUUCGAGAAUGUUUUUUUAUGAUGAACAUGUUAAUGGAUACUACACAGGGUUUUGUUAUACUGGAAAACACACAAGUGAUCCGAGGAUGGUACAAUAUGGCGGGCUUGCCAAGACCUGUGAGGAGACGGGCUGUAUUGAGACCUACGUAUGAGGUCUUCAUCAUUCGCCAUUUAAAACUUUGCUGGAAAUUAAAGACAGAUGUGAAUAGGAGAUAUAGCUUAGUCAAGAUAGCUGUAUGUGUACAUGCACGUUGGAGGAAUUAUGUUUGCCAUUACUAUUACAUGUAUUAUAGAACAUCGUAUGGCAGUAAAGAUAACUCGACUUUGCUCUACAUUUCCAGUGCAUAAAGGCAUAUACAGUGUGCUUAUUUGACCAGCUACCCUGUAACAACAGUUAAAGUUAUACGAGUUCCAGGAUCUUUUAUUGACUUUCUCCACCAUCAAUCCACGAAAAGCGACGUAUACGUGUCACAGCCUGUAUUUCCCGUACCGGAACUGUAUAUCUUACAAUCCAGACAAUGACGCCCUGAUGGCCGGCCUCACAAUUCUAGAUGUGCUGUCUUUAAAACUUUAUAUGAAAAUAGUAUAUCUAUCGAUGGAUAUAUUUAGUUUUUGACAGACUUAUGGGGUUGUUUGAGAAGGUUUAUUAUCUAUACAACCAGAACUUUCUGUGGCCCGUUACCUCAUGGAGAUAAGACACACCGUUCAAUUUAAACGAGCUUUCGUUACUGGAGAUACAGAACACACUUUCAGUACCGGUAGGUCUCCAGGCUUACUACAUAAUAAUGGGAACAUACUAAUGGGUUUUUCAAAAUAAAGUUCAGGUUACUUUUUUCGAUGAUUUUGCAACUUACGUUUAAGAUCUAUAAAUCUCUUCGUCACAGCUCGUCAUUAAUUUGCUAAGGGUCCGUGGUUUACCCUUGGUUUCCUUCACCCAUAAAAAUGACCGUCAUCUUAUACGUCAAACAAGUCAAUCAUUCAAGAGCAAUAUACCCAGAAUUUGAUGUUAUUAAUUGCGUAUGUGUGGUAUAUAUAUAUAACACUUGACAAUUUCACAAUUUACAUGGUGCAUUAAGUGUUUGCCUUUCCGGAUA
Messenger RNA from Liolophura sinensis, 1855 nucleotides. RefSeq lists its product as uncharacterized. NCBI's taxonomy places the organism in Eukaryota, Metazoa, Mollusca, Polyplacophora, Chitonida, Chitonidae. Bases 293 to 913 code for a protein of 206 amino acids. The transcript is spliced from 2 exons. The record is from RefSeq and is a predicted model, not a curated record.